UGAUGGGGUGGGUUAAGGUUUAAUGACUUUCUCACAGUUAAACAUUGAGAACCGCAGUAAGCCCAUAACCUAUCAACUGCUGCAGAUCGAGGCGAACGCAUACGGUGAGCAACCCGUCGCCGAGGCCCCCCAAGAAGAAUCAAGGCAUUAAAGUAUUUAUUAUUCCCGAGCUACAUAAAUGGCAAAGAAGACAAUAUUUGUGGGUCUGGCGGUACUGCUGCUGGCAGCUGUCGGCACAUUUGUGGGCGUCUUCUUCAGUGUGGGGAGAAAGACAGAGCCGAGUCAGCAUGUGAACCUGAAGGCAGCUGUGGCAGCAGAUGCUGGGCCGUGUUCGGAGGUCGGCAGAGACCUACUGAAGAGAGGGGGGUCUGCAGUGGAUGCCUCCAUAGCUGCUUUACUGUGUGUUGGACUUGUGAACGCUCACAGUGCGGGCAUCGGAGGAGGGCUUUUCUUCACCAUCUACAACGCAGAAACAGGGCUGGUUGAAACCAUUGAUGCCAGGGAGACGGCACCACGCAAUGCGACAGAGAACAUGUUCGGGAACAGUACAGAAUUAUCCCAGAAAGGAGGGUUAGCUAUCGCUGUACCAGGGGAGAUCAGAGGCUAUGAGAUGGCACACAGACGACACGGCAAGCUGCCUUGGAGAGACUUGUUCCAGCCGAGCAUUGAACUUGCAGAAAAAGGUUUCCCUGUGGGCAGGGCACUCGCCAAGGCUCUGUCCAGCAACAAGAACACCAUCAUCAAGGACCAAGCCUUAUGUGAAGUGUAUUGUGGGGGAAAUGGUGACGUCCUAAAAGAAAAUGACACCGUCACAUAUACCAAGCUUGCACAAACUUAUAGGAAAAUAGCCGAAGAGGGUCCUAAUGCUUUCUACCAGGGAGAGCUAGCUCAGAAACUUGUAGCAGAUAUUCAGGCGGCAGGCGGUAUCAUCACAAUGGAGGAUCUGAAGGAUUAUGUGCCUGUCUUGGAUGAGAACCCUUUAAGGGUGAAUGUGGGGGAGUACACCAUGGCUGUUCCCAAUGCCCCCGCUAGCGGCCCUGUGCUCUCGCUGAUAUUAAACAUCUUGAAUGGCUACAAGUUCAACUCAGACAGCAUGGCGAGCACGGAGAAGAAGAUCCUGACCUACCAUCGCAUUGUGGAGGCUUAUCGUUUUGCUUAUGCAAAGAGGACCUUACUCGGAGACCCAAAGUUUCUCAACAUCACCGAUCUCAUCCAGAACAUGACAUCCAGUUUCUUUGCUGAUACCCUCCGAGGAAAGAUCACAGAUGACACCACACAUCACAUGAACUACUACGAGCCGGAGUUCUACCUGCCCGAAAACUACGGCACCUCACACAUCUCGGUCGUAGCAGAAGAUGGAAGCGCUGUGUCCGCCACCAGCACCAUCAACCGAUAUUUUGGCUCCAAAGUCAUGUCGGGAUCAACGGGGAUUAUUCUCAACAACGAGAUGGACGACUUCAGCUCCCCGCUCAUCACAAACAGCUUUGGAGUGCCUCCUUCACCCAACAAUUUCAUCAGGCCUGGAAAAAGGCCAAUGUCUUCCAUGUGUCCAGCGAUCAUCUUCGAUAAAAAUCACAAAAUUAAGAUGGUGGUCGGAGGCUCGGGAGGAACAAAGAUCACCACUUCUGUCGCUCAGGUGAUUCUGAAUGCGCUGUUCUUCGACUUCGAUUUAAAGAAAUCCGUGUCAGACGCAAGAGUCCACAACCAGCUGAGUCCCAACACAACUGUAGCAGAGCCUGACUUUGACAGAAACAUCCUGGAUGGUUUGGCAUCUAAGAACCACGAGACGGAGUUCCUCACAUCAACAGGAGCUGUGGUGCAGGCGGUGGUUCGACACGAUGACGGACUCCACGCUCAGUCGGACCCUCGCAAGUGGGGGUACGCCGCUGGGUACUGAGUUCAUAAACACACCACUGAUUAUGCAGGGAGUCUGUAGCUGUGUGAACCUUGACACCAGCGGAACAAGCUGAGCGAUUAGAGGCUUGAUAAAGAACCAGGAACUGUCCUGGCUGUCAAUCUUUUCCUCAUUAGGUGAGAAUAAUAUUAAUUCGCUUCACGAUGCGGAACUCAGAUAGAAGAGCAUUGACUUAUUGUCCGUUAUGACCUCGAAAACAAAGCGCCUCAGACUGAAAUUAAUUCUGAAUAUUGACUCUCAUGGGAAACACAUUUAUAUAUAUCACGUUUUAUGUCAAACAGGGGUACGUGUGUUCUAAUCAUCAUUUUCACUGCCGAGGCACAGCAUGUUAUUCACUUUGUCAUACGUCAUAAAUGUGUACAAAGCCUAACUAUUUAUGAAGCACUUUUGUAAAUCAUUAGCAGUGUAGAGCUGUCUGCUGUUGUUCAUUGAAGACAUGAUGUGAUGCCUACAGUACUGUCUAACAACUAAACUCUAAAUUAAGGACACAUUCACUGAAAGAAAUCGACCAAAACUAACAGAGAGACCUCAAGCUUCAACUUUCAGUUAUUUUUAGAAUAACAUAAAAACAUUUUGUUUUUAUGAGGUGACAGCAAACACACUGACAGAGCAGGAACGCGCCGCUGUCAAAUUAAAGGUUUAUAACACCUCAGGGUCAAGCAGUCCUUAAUAACUUACCGUAAUUUCCCACAACCCAGAGUGCAAUGGCCUAUAAUGACCCCAUAACAACAUUACAGCUGUUGCUGCUGGCUGUCACCGCUGGGAUUCAGGGCUCUUAUUUUCUCAGCUGGAAUGUAAAUGUGUUACAUGAUUAGCGAGAUGUAUAAACGUGUAAAUUUAUAAGGCCUUACGCUGCUGCACUGAUUUGUGUGUGAUUGUAACAGUGUUAUGAUGGAAGUGAUUUAACAUUCAGAGCACUCAUCAUGUUAUUGUAUACCACAUAUAUUUAUUUUAAAGUAAAUGAAGGACAAUCUCAGUGUGAAUGGAUC
Messenger RNA from Acanthopagrus latus (yellowfin seabream), 2904 nucleotides. It is a transcript of the gene ggt1b, whose product is annotated as gamma-glutamyltransferase 1b. Gene Ontology annotation, biological process: regulation of immune system process; regulation of inflammatory response; peptide modification. The transcript has 13 exons. Lineage: Eukaryota; Metazoa; Chordata; Actinopteri; Spariformes; Sparidae. Gene Ontology annotation, cellular component: plasma membrane. The record is from RefSeq and is a predicted model, not a curated record. Gene Ontology annotation, molecular function: glutathione gamma-glutamate hydrolase. Bases 179 to 1897 code for a protein of 572 amino acids.